AUUUGAGCGAGAAGCUCUGGACUCUUCCAGACAGGAGCAGUCAGCCAGUGCAGCCAUGCAGGAAGAGCUGGCCCGUGGGCAAGAAGGAAGUGGCCUAGGAUGCGGAAGGCAGAGGUUGGUAUGAGAGAACUGGAGAGGAAGAACAUUUUUUCCAGUGGGGCCUCAAUCCAUCCCGUGAUGGUCCAGACUUCUGAGGUGAAAGAGAGCAGAGGAGUUUCUCCCAUGAGACCCCUUCCACACUUCCUUCUGAGAGCUGUCCUUGCUGCCUACACCAUGGAGAAAAGCAGCAGACCAAGGGCUUCCAAAAGACUUUCUCUGGGCAGCUUGUCACCCACUCCAGGAGACGUCUGUGCCACCCCUCGCAGCCCUGGGGACACCUGCCUGGACUCUGACCCACAGUGGCCCUCUGGAUGUGUGUGCUGAGUGAUGGGGACACAGCCAGAACAGCAGAAACCUGCUCAUUCAGUUGUCCUGAGAAAAACCUAGAAUCAGUUUCAGAUACGGAUUGCACAGUGGAGGGAUUUAAAAAAAAGCACAUGAGAACAUUAACUUCAGAUGUCCAGCAGCCAGAGACCCCAGUCAGAGAUGAGCUAUGUUAGGGCAGGGGAGCAGCUGCCUUUUGGACCGGCAUACUGUGUCACAAACAAGGUUCAGGUAACUAGAGGCCACAAAGGAAACUGCCCUCCAAAGCAGCUCCACCUGAGGGCUCACAGCCACAAUCCUUUGCCAGCCACAGCCACAAACCAUCAUCAAAGACUGUCCUCUUAGCCCAACCAACAUUUCUACAGCACCUGAGGUGUUUCAAACCAUUUUUACUUCUGCCCUGGUUUCGACCCUCCUUGGAUCUGCAUGAAGCAGGCCCGUGAGGACACUGAGGAUGCUCAGGAUGGAGUGAUGUGCUCAGCAUCACAGGACAGAUCAACAGCAGAGCCGGGGUUUGAACCUAGGUCUUCUGUCCCCAAAUUCUGGGUGCCUGCACUUUUGACUUUGGUUGUGUUGGAAAAGCAAUGGGAGAAGAGUGUGGGAUUUGGGGUCCCAGAGCCCUGGUUUCAGAUCCUCUGUACUCACUACCUGUUCUUCUCAAGCAAGCUUUCUCUUUCUUUCCUUUUUUCUUCCUCCCUUUCUUUCAACCAUUCUGAGCCCCAGUUUCCACACUGGUAAAACAGAGAUGAUACUGGCCAUUUCCCAGGACUGUCGUGAGGUGUCCAUGAAAUAACUAUAAGCCUGGCACAUGAUAGGUGUUCCAUGAAUUUUAGUUCCCUUUGCUCCCUUCUUAGCAUCCCAGAGGUGAGCAGCUAUGAGGGGUAGGGGUAGUGGUCAGAGGUGAUAAGUGAGCAGCUUGGGCAUCUGGAAGAAAGCUUGCAGAGAGGGCAGGUGCCAAAUGUCAUUCGUGAGGCCACUCCCAAUUUAUGGGUUCUGGUGCAAGGACUUUGAAGAGGCAAUAAAAUUCAUAUUCCACCAGGAAAUGACAACAGCUGAGAGUCCUGACUUAGCAAAUGAAAUUCUACGUUAUUUUUUAUUUUUACAAGGCAAGGGAUUUUGGAUGGGUAGCAAAAAUCACAUUCUAAUGAGAUUCUCCUGGAAUAGGAAUGGGCUUUCCCAAGUGUAAGAUGGCAACACCCCACAGACAGUGUAUAUAAAUGCCCCAGAGAGGACACGAGAGCCAGAACCUGAGCUCCUUGCUAAGCUGCAACCUCCUCUGCUAGCAUCAUGGCCUCCCAGCUCUGCUCCCCGAUCUUCUCCUCUGGGUCCCUCAGGGGCCACUGCGGCACAACCAGCGGCAUCUCUCGGGUGUCCUGUGUCCGCUCCGUGGGCUCCUGCAGGGUGCCCAGCCUUGCUGGUGUUUCGGGGUCAGCCUCCUCCGUCAGGCUGGGCCUCUCCAGCCUUGGGAGCUGCUUGCCUGGUUCCUUCCUGUCCUCUGGGUUCCAUUCCUCUGGCUUUGCCGGGACCGGGGGCUGGUUCUGUGAGGGCGCCUUCAAUGGCAACGAGAAGGAGACCAUGCAGUUCCUGAAUGAUCGCCUGGCUAACUACCUGGAGAAGGUGCGGCAGCUGGAGCGGGAGAACGCAGAGCUGGAGAGCCGCAUCCGGGAGUGGUACGAGUCUCAGAUCCCGUACAUCUGCCCCGACUACCAGUCCUACUUCAAGACCAUUGAGGAGCUCCAGCAGAAGAUCCUGCUGACCAAGGCUGACAACGCCAGGCUGGUCCUGCAAAUUGACAAUGCCAAGCUGGCUGCUGACGACUUCCGGACCAAGUACGAGACGGAGCUGGGCAUGCGGCAGCUAGUGGAGGCCGACACCAACGGCCUGCGCCGGAUCCUGGAUGAGCUGACCCUGUGCAAGGCUGACCUGGAGAUGCAGGUGGAGUCUCUGAAGGAGGAGCUGCUGUGUCUCAAGAAGAACCACGAGGAGGAAGUCAAUACACUCCGAUGCCAGCUUGGGGACCGGCUGAAUGUGGAGGUGGAUGCUGCUCCCCCGGUGGACCUCAACAAGAUCCUGGAUGAGAUGAGAUGCCAGUAUGAGACCCUAGUGGAGAAUAACCGCAGAGAUGUGGAGACCUGGUUCAACACCCAGACCGAGGAGUUGAACCAGCAGGUGGUGUCCAGUUCGGAGCAGCUGCAGUGCUGCCAGACAGAGAUCAUCGAGCUGAGACGCAACGUCAACGCCCUGGAGAUCGAGCUGCAGGCUCAGCACAGCAUGCGGAAUUCCCUAGAAUCCACCCUGGCAGAGACUGAGGGCCGCUACAGCUCCCAACUGGCCCAGAUGCAGGGCCUGAUCGGCAACGUGGAGGCUCAGCUGGCCGAGAUCCGCUGCGACCUGGAACGGCAGAACCAGGAGUACCAGGUGUUGCUGGAUGUCAAGGCCCGGCUGGAGUCAGAGAUCGCCACCUACCGCCGCCUGCUCGAGGGAGAAGACUGCAAGCUGCCUGCCCAUCCUUGUGCCACGGAAUGCAAGCCUGCUGCUAGAGUUCCUUACGUCUCGAGCGGGCCCUGUGCCCCGGGCCCCCAGCUCAGCACCCAGAUCCGCACCAUCACAGAGGAGUUCAGAGAUGGGAAGAUCAUUUCUUCCAGGGAGCAUGUGCAGCCACUGUAACUGGGCAGGCCCUGGCCCACAGGAGGGAGGACACCCCUGUGGGUCCCGGCUCUAAAUGACCCCCACCUCUCCUUCCCUAGAGGGACUCCCCGCUCAGCAGAUUUUUCUACCAAAAAACUUCCUAGAUUGUGUUUCUGGCUUUGACUGCUUUUACGCCGGGUAAAACUAAGCUUCCCUGGAAAUUUACCCAAUAAAGUGUGUUCUCUUGGCAUAGAAA
Messenger RNA from Cervus elaphus (red deer), 3307 nucleotides. It is a transcript of the gene KRT36, whose product is annotated as keratin 36. The coding region runs from base 1711 to 3090 and encodes 459 amino acids. NCBI's taxonomy places the organism in Eukaryota, Metazoa, Chordata, Mammalia, Artiodactyla, Cervidae. Gene Ontology annotation, molecular function: structural molecule activity. The transcript has 9 exons. The record is from RefSeq and is a predicted model, not a curated record.